AUGGCCGCCUCGGGGGGGACAGCACCCGGCCACGCGCCCGCGGGGGGGGGGUCCCCGAAAGAGGGGGGGCCCCCAGAGCAGGGGGGGUCCCCGGAGCAGGAGGGGUCCCCGGAGCAGGAGGGGUUCUUCUCGCUGCUGAGCUCGGUGCAGGGCGCCCGCAUGGACGAGCAGCGCUGCAGCCUGGGGGGGCCCACGGGCGGUGCCGGGGCUCCCCCCCCCGAGCUGGCGGCGCUGCUGGAGCUGCUGGCCGAGUCCCAGGGCCGGCGCAUGGACGAGCAGCGGCUGCCGGUGCCCCGACUGCCCGGCUUCGGGCCCGGGGAGCAGGACUGAGCCCCCGGAGCCAGACAGUGCCACCGACCCCCCCCCCCACGUCCCUGAGCCCACGAUGUCACCCUGCGUCCCCUCCCAGCCCCUCGCCCCCCAAUAAACCCCCCCCCGCCUCGUCACUGUGGGGUGUGUGACACCCGGGGACACGGGUGGCGUGGGAGGGGGCACCAGGGGACACCCA
Molecule: messenger RNA, 508 nt
Organism: Grus americana (Whooping crane)
Lineage: Eukaryota; Metazoa; Chordata; Aves; Gruiformes; Gruidae
Gene: PCP2
Product: Purkinje cell protein 2
Exons: 4
Coding region: 1-330 (109 amino acids)
Molecular function (GO): guanyl-nucleotide exchange factor activity; protein binding
Source: RefSeq, a predicted model, not a curated record